This is a messenger RNA of Candidula unifasciata, 3026 nucleotides long. The record is from the annotation of a GenBank genome assembly. NCBI's taxonomy places the organism in Eukaryota, Metazoa, Mollusca, Gastropoda, Stylommatophora, Geomitridae.
AUGACAGGGACAGUGGACUAUGGACAGACAGCUGAAGACCACCAGUCCAUGCUGGUUCUCGUCAGGCACACUGGUUCUCUGCUGCACACGCAGAACUUCAACAGAGCCUUCGAGAGGAUUUCUCGUGUGGAUCAGAUCCAUGUGGAAGGGCAGAAGAGGAACAUCACAGUCCGCUACAAGAAAGUGUAUCCCCUCGAAUGCAACUCAUGGGGUGACUUCCAAGCUCAUAGAAAAGUUUUAGGGUUGAUAGUUGUGGGGAAAUGCCAGGACCAUGCUGAAUUCGCUGAUCUAUUUGACACAUAUAAGAGCAUAAAGGAGGAAUAUUCCUCAACAGUUAUCAAUUCCAGGCUGCUUGUGUUUGGAAUGAAUACUGAUGGCUCUCCAAUUGAAGCUGAAAAAGUUGAUCAAACAAAAAGUGAUACAAUUUACGCUGCAGAAGUGAAAAAAUGUGAGAAAGCAUGUAAUUGUGAUAGUAAUAACUGUUCGUGCUUACCUCAGACAAAAGAUGUGUUACUUUCCGCCUCAAAUUCUCGAGUGUCAGUGCCAUCUGUUUUAGAGCCAUUACCUGAGCAGACAGAAAUAGGUAAAAUCGAAGAUUCUGCGGGAGAUGUGGGUAAACCUGAUCAUGCAGAUCAGAAUAAUUUGACUUCAGAUGUGCCAUCUCUAAAUCUGCCUCGGCAGGAAGAGAAACGAACUCACAGUAACAGCUUAACAAAAGAAAGCACGGGUGCCGAAAUUGUGUUCUACCCCAGUCUUGAAACUGGAAGUGAUUUAGAGGACAGAAUGAAAGAGUUUGUGACCUCAUUGUAUUAUGUUCUGGAGGGUAAGCGGCUGGACCGAUCUUUUGAACGUAAUGACAAGCUCACUUUGUUGUGUGCACCAUUUGAGAAGAAGGAUUUUGUUGGUGUUGAUACAGAUACAAAGUCUUUCAGGAAGAAGUGCAUGGGCAGGUUGCGGAAACAUCUGGGAGAUCUGUGUAUGCAAGCCGCUAUGCCAGGCGAGGCAGUGUUGCACUACAAUACAGCGCUGGAUCUGCUGCGAUCUGUCAACGAUUUCUUGUGGAUGGGAGGUUGUUUGGAAGGCCUGUCAUGUGCAGCAAUAGUCCUUGCUUACCCAAAGACCUCUCCUCUUGUGCUGAGGAGGAAUCUGUCCUUCCAGACCAGACGAGGUUCCCCUGUAACCGAGGCGAAAAACAGAACAGGAUCCAGUUAUGCCAAUGGAUUGGAUGUUUUGUCUGAGGCUAUCCCUCCUGGAGGUUUGAACAUAGACGAUGUUGUGGAGAAAUACAAGGAGGCCAUUACUUAUUACAGCAAGUUUAAAAAUGCUGCCAUGGUUGAGCUAGAGGCUUGUUUGAAGGCUUGCCGAUUCCUCAUCUUACAACAAAAAUUCCUGCAGGCCUCAGAUUUUCUCCAGAAUGUGGUUUACAUCAGCCUGCCGACUCAAGAAGAUGACAGGAUUCAGCGGUUCAACACGUUGUCAGCUCUGUACAGCCAGAUUGGCUUUAGGCGGAAGUCUGCCUUCUUUAAACGUGUGUCAGGGAUGAACUGCGUGGCCCCUGACAGUUCGCCCAGCUGGUCCCAGUGUUAUGAGCUUCUGCUGCAGUGUCUGGAAGGCUACAGCUUGUCUGUCAAUCCUAGAGAGAUGGAUAAAGAUCACAAGACGGGCUGGCCAGUGCUGCAGUAUCGGGUCUUACACGAGCUGGUGUAUGCUGCCAGGCGCAUGAGUAACCCUCAGAUAGCAGUCAGGCAUAUGACCUUGUUGGUUGACCUUAUGCUGCCCCACUUGGGGGUCAGUGACCAGCGAGAGGUCAUGUCUGGCUUGGCUGUGUUGACCUCCAAGUGUCCUGGCACCACAAACCCAAUAGCUCUGGAGUCUGGGCUAAUUCUGCCGCCCGUUCCUUUGUUGUCCCUGCCAGCUGUCAGGUCAUUUCGACUGCUGCCUUUGAGCCCACAUUUACAAGCCAGCAAACUGGAAGCUGUCACAGACAGUCCGUCGGGGGUGUUUAUCUACACACCUCUGCUUCUGAACAACAAGCUUGUCGAUGAAAGUAAACCAGAUUUCAAGUGGGUUUGUGGGGACAUCUGUGAGGCAUCUCUGCAGUUGCAGAACCCACUUGCUGAUGAGCUGAAAAUAUCAUACAUGAGUCUGAUGACAUCUGAUUUAGAGACAGAAAUAUUUCCAGCCAAUCCGGUGAUCCCUCCUGAUUCUGGCGUCAUGAAUGUUAAACUGAUGGUUAAACCAAAGAAAACUGGGACACUCAAAGUUCUGGGUUACACAACGGUUGUGUCUGGAGUGAGAAGCAACUGUCGCCUGCGUGACCUCGUCAACCUGAAGCCCUCACCAAUGACAGAGAUUGUGGUGGAUGUUGUGCCACCGCUGCCUCAGAUGGUGUUGUCCUGCUCGUUGCCCAAGUCCACCAUGUUCACCACCGUAGCUGGCAGCGCUGAUGUUGUAGCAACUGGUUCCGCAGUUCUCUUUGCUGGACAGAGUACUGAGUGUACUGUGACUCUCCAGAACACAUCAGAACACAGCGUGCAGAUGUUGUCUGUGAAACUCAACUCCAAGAGUGAUGUUCAAGGUUCCAUGUCUAGGAUCCUGACCUGGAGUGAGGAGAACAUCCAAUCACAGCUGCCGUUACAGCCAGCCAGUCAGCUUUGUUUUUCCUUAUGCAUUAAUGGAGAUAGCGACUUCCUGCCACCAUCUGACCAGCUGCUCCGUUCACCUUCGCAGACUAGUCGUGGGAGAGUUGAAACUGUGGACAGUAGGGACAAGACUACAGACAUGGUGCUGUCACUUCGGUACAGCGGAGGGGAAGGGUUCAAGGCCGGCUACUGUCGCCAGUGUUCCCUGGCUCUGAACCUGGAUAUCGUGCCCAGUGUGUAUAUCACUAACUGGGAUGUUCAGGAUAUCAACAGUGACAACGAAUGCUGUUUGUGCCUUGACCUGAUCAAUGUCUCCUGUCAUCAGGUUGAUGUACAGUAUGGACAUGAUUCAAAUAUCAUCCUGGAACCCCAGCAGACCCGCAG